Aspergillus mulundensis is the source of this 939-nucleotide messenger RNA. RefSeq names its product alpha/beta fold hydrolase. The record is from RefSeq and is a predicted model, not a curated record. The coding region runs from base 1 to 939 and encodes 312 amino acids. Lineage: Eukaryota; Fungi; Ascomycota; Eurotiomycetes; Eurotiales; Aspergillaceae. The transcript is spliced from 3 exons.
AUGCUUGGACUACUCAUCCACACUUCCAUCCUCUUCCUCCUCACCCUCUCAGCCAUGACCACAAAUACAAGCUCAACCAAUCUCCCCCCCUGGCUAACCCUCCCCGCAACCCCAUCCCUCCCCACCCCAAACUCCUCCGCACACGCCCCCAUCAACAACAUCUCCCUCUGGCACGCCCUCUACGGACCCCCUCUCACCGAAAACACAAUCCCAAUAAUCCUCCUCCACGGCGGCAAAAUCUCAUCAAGAUGGUACGGCCACCUCAUCCCAUCUCUCUCAACGACCUUCCCCGUAAUCGCAAUCGAUACGCGCGCCCACGGCCGCUCCUCCGAUGAUCCCUCCGUGGACUUAUCCUACGCCCUCUUUGCGCAGGACACAAUCGCCCUGAUGGAUUACCUGGGUAUCCGACAAGCAAGGUUCGUCGGGUGGAGCGAUGGCGCGAAUACCGCGUUGCAGAUUACAAUGGACCAUCCUGAGCGCGUCGACAGGGUGUUUGUCUACGGCGCGAAUUAUAGCCCGGAUAACGUCAAUUUACCAGGGUUGCAGGGGAUCAGUUUUGGUGCGGACCUUGUGGAUCGCGAACGGAGCCAGUAUGAGGAGUUGAAGAGGGAUGUUGGGUUGCAGGCAGGGGGCCAGGCGGACUGGGAGGGGUUUGUGGCGCGGGUGGAGGCCAUGCAGGCUGGUGAGCCGAGGUGGACGGGGGAGGAUUUUGGACGCAUCCCCGUUCUGUAUGAGGUUGGGGAUGGGGAUGCGCCGGUGGUGCUUGUUGCGGCGGGGGAUCAUGAGGAGGCGAUUUUGCCGCAUGUGCCUGGCAGGAUUCAUGGGAUGAUUGCGAAUUCGCAGUUGGCGAUUUUGCCGGGCAUGAGUCACUUUGGGCCCUUGCAGGAUCCGGAGAUGUUCGCAGCUGUUGUGACGGCGUUUAUGAGUAGACCUCGGUAA